Messenger RNA from Grus americana (Whooping crane), 2047 nucleotides. RefSeq names its product neurensin 1 (gene NRSN1). Gene Ontology annotation, biological process: nervous system development. The record is from RefSeq and is a predicted model, not a curated record. The transcript is spliced from 3 exons. NCBI's taxonomy places the organism in Eukaryota, Metazoa, Chordata, Aves, Gruiformes, Gruidae. The coding region runs from base 281 to 868 and encodes 195 amino acids. Gene Ontology annotation, cellular component: transport vesicle; neuronal cell body; neuron projection.
GGGCCAGGAGUCGUAUCGUCCCCCCGCCGCGGGGAGCCAUCUCCGGGCGGGGGCGGCGGGGCGAGCGCGGCCCGGCGCCCCUCCGUGCCCGGCGGCGGCGGCGGCUCAGUGCGCAGGCACGGAGCGGGAGCGAGCGGCGCUCCGGGCCGUACAUAAUACGUGGUGUCUGGGGCCGGCGCGGCGCAGAGCGGAGAUGGGACCGGGGCGGGAGAGCCGCAGCUAGCGCCGCCGCGGUUGCUCAGCCGGCUGAGGGGAGCGGCAGGAGGGACAGGUAGGAAGGAUGAGCUCCUAUGCUGACGUUUGCGGGUCCAAGCAUACGCAGGGCAGCACCGAGGGAGGGUACCAACGCUACGGAGUUCGGUCCUACCUGCAUCAGUUUUAUGAGGACUGCACAGCUUCAAUUUGGGAGUAUGAGGAUGAUUUUCAGAUCCAGAGAUCGCCUAGCAGGUGGAGCUCUGCAUUCUGGAAGGUCGGACUCAUCUCUGGGACGGCUUUUAUGCUGAUAGGUUUAACAGUUCUUGUAGUGGGUUUUCUUGUGCCACCAAAAAUUGAAGCUCUUGGGAAAGAUGAUUUUGUGGUGGUGGAUACCCGUGCCAUUCAGUUUAAUGGGUCCCUUGAUAUAUGCAAGCUGGCUGGAGCAAUCUUGUUUUGCAUUGGAGGGUCCACUGUGGCGGCAUGUCUGCUGAUGUCUGCUUUUGCUAAAAGUUACUCCAAAGAAGAAAAGUACCUCCAGCAAAGAUUUAAAGAGAGAAUAGCUGAUAUAAAAGCCCAUGCAAAUCCAGUCACAAAAGCGCCAGCACCGGGAGAAUCAAAGAUACCCGUCACUUUGUCCAAAGUUCAAAGUGUGCAACCUUUAUCUGAAACCUGACCCUUUCCUUAGGUUUUGUUUCUCACUUGUAGAUCACUUUAACUGGAAAAUAUCAGCUGUUGUUGGCAUAUGUGCUAGUCAGUUACAACAUCGAGUGCUCUGCUAUACAAACACACAGCUGAUGGGGAAGCUGCUCCAAUACAAAUUUAGCAUUGGGAAAAGGGAAAUUAUGUGAUUAGACCUGUGACCAAUAUAUUCAGUGUAUUUGAACAUUUUAAUCUGUGUUGAAUCAAUAAGUCCUUGCAAUGACGAUUAGGUGUUUAGCUUAUUGGAUUGCAUCCCUAGAAAACAGGGUGCAUUUAUGACAGCUGUACCAGGAACACCCUACAUCCCACUGUUUAAAGUUUAGAUGAGCUGGCUUUUUGUUUCAUUUUCUUCUUGCCUUUAAAAUACUGUUCAGUCCUACUUUUACUGCCUGGUUCCGCUGUCUGGGAAGCCAAGAUUCUGCCCUUGUAAUUUGCACUUGUCCUCCUGUCACAUGCUACAGUCUGUAUCAAAGUAAUUCUGCACAGGUAAAAUGUACAUGACAGCGAGUGCCCUUAAUCUAGUCCUGGCACAUGUCUCUUCCCAGCAACGUUACUUUCUGGGAAAGGCAAGUUAUACUUGAUCCCGAGUUACAACUAACCUGUGCAAAACUGCCACUUUCUUCUUAGUCAUUGCCAUAUUAACAAAAAAUACAAAAUAAAGGUAAAGAAUUCAUAUGGGAGGAGGAACAUCAUCCUCAUGUAUCUUUGGUUUGAUAUUGUUUCUUUCAUUAUAUUGUAUUAUGUUUGAACCUUACAGAAAAUGUUUCAGUUUUGGCUGGGUAUGGAUUACUAAAACUAGUUUGAUGUGCCCAGGCCCCAUAUUCUGUCAGUACAUUAAUGCCAUGUUAGAUGACCUUGACAUACUUAUCUAAAGACAUUUUGAAAUGCUGUUUAUAUUUUUAUAGAGGAUAGAAAAAGUUAUGCUUAACCAGAUACCUUUGUGUAAAUGCUUAUCUGAAGACUUGUCCUUUCACAGAAGGCCCUUAAUUAUUUUCCCACCCAGGGCAAUUAUUUCACUGUCUUAAUCUAUGGAUUUAAAUUAAAAUGUAUAAAGAAAGAUGUGACAUUUGUACUCUCUGACAAUAUGUGCCACCUUAUAGUUCUGUCUAUUUUUUGAAUGGAUUGAAUAAAAUUCUAGGCGUGAGCCAACCAU